ACGUUUUAGCUUGAGCGGUUAAUGAGUUAUUUCAAACAUCCGUGGAAAUUCAUCGUUUAUAUACCAGUUUGAUGUAUAUAUAUAUUGAAAUAUAACUUCAUCAGUUUAGAAGUUUAAACAGCGAAUAUUUCUAAAAUGGCUGGAGAUUUUAGUAUACACACCGGUAUGAAACGUGAAUUUGGCAUUCUGGACUAUAUACUUUUUUCUCUGUUAUUCGUACUGUCGGCAGCUAUAGGAAUUUACCAUGCAUACAGGGACAGAAAGAAUUUCGAUGUCAAACAUUUUCAUCUCGGAGGCAGACAAAUGCAUCCACUUCUUGUUAGUUUUUCGCUGGUGGCGACUUUCCUUUCCGCUUUAACUGUAAUUGGAGUACCGGCGGAGAUAUACACGUAUGGAACUAUGUACAUCUGGCUUAACUUUGGAAUGUUUGUGGCAACAGCUGGAGCAGCGCACGUAUUUCUGCCCAUCUUUUACCACUUGAACACGACGAGCUGCUUCAGUUAUCUACAAUUGCGGUAUGGAACAGUAAUUAGACUUAUGGUGUCAAUUAUGUUUAUACUACAAACACUGCUUUACAUGGGAUUUAUACUUUAUGUUCCAUCUUUGUCCUUCCAGGCGGUUACUGGGCUAUCGCUAUGGGGUACUAUGAUAGGUGUUGCGUCCGUCUGUACGCUGUAUACGCUGUUAGGUGGGAUGAAGACAGUUUUAUGGACGGACAGUCUACAACUAAUUAUCAUGUUCGCUGGACUUCUAACAUUACUUAUUAUGGGAUCUGCUAAGGUUGGUGGCUUUUCUAAAGCAUGGCAAACUGCAAGUGAACACGGCCGCAUUGAAUUCACAGAUUUUUCACUAGACCCCCGCACAAGGCAUUCGGUAUGGUCUCUAGGUAUCGGAGGAGGCAUAUUUUGGUCAUAUCUUUACGGAGUCAACCAGUCACAGGUUCAACGUCAAUGUUCACUUCCGACCUUGCGGAGAGCACAGAUUGCCGUAUGGUUAAACUUCCCAGGAUUAGUUCUGAUAUUCACACUGGCCUGCUUGAUUGGCGUCGUAAUGUAUGCAUGUUACAGUGAAUGUGAUCCUGUUAAGUUUGGACUCGUAGAUAAAGCUGACCAGAUUUUACCAUUAAUGGUUCUCGACGUGCUUGGGACAACACAAGGCUUAGCAGGUAUAUUUAUGGCAUGUGUGUUUAGCGGAAGUCUUAGCUCAAUGUCUUCUGGGCUAAAUGCAAUGUCAGCUAUUGUAACCGAAGAUUAUUUCAAAUAUUACUGUUGUAAAUCUCUAUCUGGCAAGAGAGAAUUGAUGGUUUCGAAACUCAUAGUACUUGUUUUUGGAUUUGUAAUGUUUUCUGUCGCUGCCAUUAUUUCUGAAACUGACAGCUUGGUUAUUUUACAACUAUCAUACUCAUUGUAUGCAGUACUGUCAGGUCCAAUGUUUGGCUGCUUCAUAGUAGGCAUGAUAUUCCCAUGGACAAAUAAGCAUGGCGCUCUAGCAGGGUUGAUUACUUCAUUAGGGUUGAUGAGUUGGUUAGGUUUUGGUGCACUCGUAAACCGUCCACCAGGCACUAAACCAUUACCAGUAUUCACCGAUGGCUGCAACUGGGAAGUAACAGGCACCAAUUUCUCUAUUACAACAGUUUCGUCAUCCCCACAAUCUAGUUUAUCUACAACUUCUGUAACUAAUGGACUAGAAGCAGAUGAAGCGAUGGUAGACAACUUCUAUAGAAUGUCAUACCAAUGGUACCCUGCUUUUGGAAUGUUAACGAACAUAGUAGUGUCACUUAUUGUAAGUUUCAUCACGGGAUACACCGAUCCAAGUACUAUUAACAAUAAACUAAUGUGUCCCCUGUUUUUUAAAAUGUUUCCAUGUCUACCGACAAAAUUCAGGAACUACUUGUACUUUGGCGUAAAUUACGAAAAUGAAACAUCGGAUAAGAAACCCGAUGAAGAAGUCAGUCUGUGUGUGUCUAGUGAUAAAUGUAAGCGUAAAGAUGUUUGUGUCUAGUACUAAAUGUAAACACGAAGAUGUUUGUGGCAAGUGCUUAAUGUAAACGUGAAGUGCUUAAUGUAAGCGCCAAGAUGUUUAUGUAUAGGGCUAAAUGUAAACGCGAAGAUGCUUUUUUUGUCUAUGCUAAAUGUAAACGCCAAAUGUUUGUGGCCAGUGCUAAAUGUAAACGCGAAGAUGUUUGUGUCUAGUGCUAAGUUUAAACGCGAAGAUGUUUGUGUCUAGUGCUAAAUGUAAACUCAAGGAUGCGACGGCAUAGCUUUCUACCUAAAUGACAUUGGUUUUCAAAACAUUUCCCGUCAGCAUGGAACACUUUUUCAUUUCAAAUAUUUGACAGUAGCCUAAGCUAGAAAACUGUGAGUAGGACUAUAUAUAACCCGUGAUUGAAUCCAACAUAUACCGAGAUUUCGUCGUUUUGUUUUCUUGUUGGCAUUGUUAAUUUCCACAAGGAAAGUCAGUUGGAUUUUCUCCUCAGCAACUAACUUUAUGUAUCACGGACCGUGUGCUUUACAUGUAACAGUCCGAAAAACGGCGAUGUCAUUUGUACACAAGCAACCAUUAUUAUGUAACGUUAUUUUACUUGCUUAUUAGAAACUUAAGGAUCUCUGUCUGGGUUAUCCCUGACACAUUGCUUAAUGACAGCUCUAUGUUCAAACUUUUCAUUAGAAGUUACGAUUUUCUCCCAGAAACAGAUCCAAAGUGUCAAAAUAAGGGCUUUGGCUAAAUAUUUACAUAAACAAUUCAUUCACGA
Molecule: messenger RNA, 2752 nt
Organism: Mercenaria mercenaria
Lineage: Eukaryota; Metazoa; Mollusca; Bivalvia; Venerida; Veneridae
Product: sodium-coupled monocarboxylate transporter 2-like
Exons: 1
Coding region: 136-2001 (621 amino acids)
Biological process (GO): sodium ion transport; transmembrane transport
Cellular component (GO): membrane
Molecular function (GO): symporter activity
Source: RefSeq, a predicted model, not a curated record